AUGGCGGCGAGAAAGCUGCAGACCGAAAUCGAUCGGACCUUUAAAAAGGUCUCGGAAGGUGUCGAGGUCUUUGAGGGCCUGUACGACAAGCUCCAGACCUCGUCGAACCAGGGCCAGAAAGAGAAGCUCGAAGCGGACCUCAAGACGCAGAUCAAGAAGCUGCAGCGGCACCGCGACCAGAUCAAGACAUGGCUCCAGAGCAAUGACAUUAAGGACAAGAAGCCGCUGAUGGAGAACCGGCGGCUGAUUGAAACGCAAAUGGAGCGGUUCAAGGCGUGCGAGAAAGAGAUGAAGACAAAAGCCUUCUCCAAGGAGGGUCUCAUUGCAGCUGCGAAGCUAGAUCCCAGCGAAAAAGCCAAGGUCGAGAUGCAGCAGUGGCUCACCUCGAUGGUCGACGAGCUCUCGCGGCAGAUUGAAGGCGCCGAGGCGGAGAUUGAGCAGUCGCUCGCGACGGCCAAGAAGAGCAAAAAGGGCUCCUCGAAGGAGGACGUCGUCGGCCAGAUGGAGCACCUGAACGAGCGGAGAGGGUGGCAUAUUUCGCGCAUCGAGAUCCUGAUGCGCAUGCUCGAAAACGGGACGCUGGACGUGGACCGCAUCAACGAUAUCAAGGAGGAUAUCUCCUACUUUGUCGAGAGCAAUGCGGAAGAGGGCUUUGAAGAGGACGACGGGAUCUAUGACGAGUUCAACCUGGACGACGAAGAGGAGGUCUUUGGUCUGAAGGACAACGAGGACGGCGACACGUCGGUCACCGCCGACGAGCCGCGGCCCGUCAAGGAGGACUCGCCCAAGCCCGCGACGCCCCCGGAGCCCAAGAAGGAGGAGCCGCCUGCGCCGGCGCCCGCACCCGCGCCGGCGCCGGCGCCCAAGCCCAAGGAGGAGGCGCCAAAGAAGGCCGCUGCGAAAAAGACCGAGGCGGCCAAGGAGCGCGUGGUCACCAACUUCGACCAAGGCAAGGUGCAGUCGGCGACGGCGUCGCCGGUGGCGCAGCCUGCGCGCACCGCGAGUGCGGCGCCUCUCCCCCCCAUCCGGUACGCGGCGGCGGCGGCGGCGGCGGUGUCGACCUCGUCCCCCCCGCCCGGCAUCCCUGCGCCGAGCGAGGCACAAGCCGAGCGCCCCGAGCCCGCUGCACCUGCGGACGAGGCACGCCCUGCGGAGCGGAGUGGCGCGGAUGCGCGGCUGCCCGACUCGCUCUCGGACCUCGUCACGUCCUUUGAGUCGGCGAAGCAAAAAUCGCUGCAGCGCGAUGCGAACAUGUCGCACAUGCAGCACUCGCUCGACACGAGCUAUGCCGGCGGAGCGCCCGAGCCGGUGGACAGCGAGAGCCCGAAGUACUAUGUCCCGAAGGAUCCCUUCCCCACGCCGCAUUACUACCCCCAGACGCCCGCGGCGAUCUUUGAUAACCCCGCGCUGUAUGCCAAGUUUGAUGUGGACACGCUCUUCUUCAUCUUCUACUACCAGCAAGGCACAUACCACCAGUACCUCGCCGCGCGCGAGCUGAAGAAGCAGUCGUGGCGCUUCCACAAGCAGUACCUCACCUGGUUCCAGCGGCAUUCGGAGCCGCAGGCGAUUACCGACGAGUAUGAACAAGGGGCGUACGUCUACUUUGACUGGGAAGGGUCAUGGUGCCAGCGGCGCAAGAGCGACUUCCGGUUCGAGUACCGGUGGCUCGAGGAUAACUAG
Molecule: messenger RNA, 1680 nt
Organism: Malassezia japonica
Lineage: Eukaryota; Fungi; Basidiomycota; Malasseziomycetes; Malasseziales; Malasseziaceae
Gene: NOT5
Product: general negative regulator of transcription subunit 5
Exons: 3
Coding region: 1-1680 (559 amino acids)
Biological process (GO): nuclear-transcribed mRNA poly(A) tail shortening; regulation of DNA-templated transcription
Cellular component (GO): CCR4-NOT core complex; P-body; nucleus
Source: RefSeq, a predicted model, not a curated record